AUGCGCCCGUUACGCAGCCAACCAUGGCCUGUCCACCGUGACGGCACAACAUGGCCAACCGCUGACGGGUCGCAAACCGUGACUGCGGAUUCGCUUGGUGAGAUCUUGGGCGUCUUAUUAGCUGUGCCGCCACGAGGUGGCUGCUUGCAGGCUUCGCUUCCUCACUCGUCAUCUCGUACACGACCCCUACAUGGCCAUCGUUACCCCUGUCGUAUACCGGUGAAGGCAGUCGACAUGGGUCCGGCCCGAUGCGGUCUAGAGGCAACUCCGCUCUUCUCCAGUAGCCUAUCCACAUGCUGGGUACAGUCGAUCCGGGUCGCGCUACUCGAACCCUCAUUUCUGUCCCCUCUGCGCUGUCCUAUCCGCCUCCCGUGGUCCCCGGGAUCCGUCCCAGACUUGUCGUCAUAG
This is a messenger RNA of Bipolaris zeicola 26-R-13, 408 nucleotides long. RefSeq lists its product as uncharacterized. The coding region runs from base 1 to 408 and encodes 135 amino acids. Lineage: Eukaryota; Fungi; Ascomycota; Dothideomycetes; Pleosporales; Pleosporaceae. The record is from RefSeq and is a predicted model, not a curated record. The transcript has a single exon.